AUGAAACGCCGUGACCGCACCGCACUGUCGCCGGCCCAUGUGCACUGGGUCAUGGACCUUGGCGACAUCGAGAUUGAUGAGGCAGCUGAGGAAGGCAUGAUCUGGCGGAUUGUGUCCAAGGAAGCUGCAGCGAUCGAAGGUGUGCCACAGCUGAUCCAGGCAGCAUCCAAUACCUCCGGCCACUUGCAGCGGGGAGAGCAUGAGUGGCAAAUCUUGCUGCGCAUGAAGGGCAUGAUUGAAAGGUCCACCCCUCCUCCAGAGUGGGUCCAAGUUCACAAAGAUGUCAUGAGGACCAAGCCAGCCUGCGCUGAAGCCACCCCCUACAUGUAUCAGUUCUUGCUCAAGUACAUGCAUAAGAGAUUGCUGGCAAAGAUUGAGAGCAGGGUCAAGAAGAAUGCGAGCACGAAGAAGGUGCUCGGGACAGAGUUCUUUGUGAACUUGUCGGGCGCGUCGAAGGAUUGGCAGGCAGAGGGGUUGAUGAUCAAAAUGCAGAAGCUCUUGGACAGCGUCAGUAUUCCGGACGAAUCCGCGCAGCAGGUGCAAACUUGCUUUGAGAAAUUCCAAGAUGGCUUGGUCUUGGAAGUCCUUGAGAAGCGCAAGGACUUGACUCCUCAAUCCAUGGCGUGCAAGUUCAUGGAUGAACUUGGGGAGGUUCUUGGAAAGCGCGAGUACGAUGAGUUUGGGAAGAUCAUGGAAGAGGCAGCGCUGGUGAGAGAACAGGGCUUUGUCGAAGGCGCAUCGGUUCUUCGCAAGAAGGACAAGGUUAGGGCCACAAUCGAGAGUUUGAAGGGGUGGAAGGUCAAAUUGUCUUUGGACACAGAGGAUGUUUCUGGAUAUUUUGAGCUUUCGGCUGGAUCGUUCUUGAGAGGAGAAUGGAAAAUAGUCAAGAAACAUGUUGAGACCACGCAACAUGAGUUUGCCACCUUCUCUGACCAUACGGCGCUCAAGUCAGAUGCAAUCAAUCUCAUGUGCGCCAAGGGUGAGGUGGCCAGGCGCUUCAUUGAAUUGGAUCAACAGCACGCCAAAGUGCUUGAGGGGUUGAAACUCCAGGUGAAACCUUCCAAAGCAGUCUUUUGCACAAAGCCCUUUGCCAAAAACAAGUUGAUCCUCAUCCCAUCAACAUGGAAGAUUGAAUCCAAAGAGGCGAGCUCUGGCCUUUCGAUUGGAACAAUCAGGGAUGUGCCCUUGAGUCUCUUGCCUGCCUUCCUACAUUCCAAGGACGGCAACUUGACUGGUUCGUUCCUGCAGCCUUUUUGGAUGGUCAAGAGAACCCAUGUUCUUGAGGAUGCAAAUUGUGAGAUUCGCCCCAACUUGACAGACGCAGAGAACAAUUCUAUCAAGAUCCCAUGUAUGUAUCAAGACGAGUUGAUUGUCUAUACGCCCCAAGUGAAAGUGGAAGAGGAGCCAGAGCCACUAGCUCCCAUCGCCGCGCUACCGCCUGCCAAGCGCGCCAGGACCAAAUCCAAGGGUUCAUAG
Messenger RNA from Durusdinium trenchii, 1476 nucleotides. Lineage: Eukaryota; Dinophyceae; Suessiales; Symbiodiniaceae. The record is from the annotation of a GenBank genome assembly.